This is a messenger RNA of Haliotis rubra (blacklip abalone), 1277 nucleotides long. RefSeq names its product sodium- and chloride-dependent betaine transporter-like. Gene Ontology annotation, biological process: sodium ion transmembrane transport. The transcript is spliced from 7 exons. Gene Ontology annotation, molecular function: L-amino acid transmembrane transporter activity. NCBI's taxonomy places the organism in Eukaryota, Metazoa, Mollusca, Gastropoda, Lepetellida, Haliotidae. The coding region runs from base 516 to 1277 and encodes 253 amino acids. The record is from RefSeq and is a predicted model, not a curated record. Gene Ontology annotation, cellular component: membrane.
GAGCGCACUUUACGAAUAUCCUGUAACUCAGCUUGUGAUUGAAACCAGUUCGGCAAACACCGACAACACUGCAUGCGACAGUUUUCGAUGUACGGAGCAAUUGUUUACAUUCCCUAUAUGGCAAGUGUUCUCUGUUUGGAAGCUGUUCACCUCAAAGUUCCAGUUAUCAAUUUCUUUCAAGUCGUAUGGGAUAAUAAGUCUUAUAUUGCAUCAAUAGGAAGCUGAAGUGAGUGCAUAUACCCCAAUUUAUAUAAUAUAGGCCAAAAUAUUGUCGAAAAUGUGUGACAUUGUGUCUUUAAUCAAAACAAUGUAACGUAAUUGCAACACUUUCCCACAAUGGCUAACGGUGUCUCCUACCAGUACAUGUGUGAAGAUACAUAUCACUGAAUGAGUCACAUGUAAGUGGUCAAACUCCAUGGCAACUUGACCUUCACAGGGACUCCCUCAUACUGUCCAUAGUGUCCGAGGGCACCAGCGUCUUCUCCGGCCUGGUCACAUUCUCCAUCCUCGGUGUGAUGUCACAGAAAACGGGCGUUCCUAUUGCAAACGUGGUUUCGUCAGGCCCAGGUUUGGGAUUUGUAACCUAUCCACAAGCUCUGGCCCAACUUCCGUUCCCUCAAGUGUGGUCAUUCCUGUUCUUCCUGAUGUUGCUGAUGAUUGGCCUGGACUCACAAUUUCUGAGUAUGGAGGUAGUCGUGACCGCGAUGGUGGACCAGUAUCCACAGAGACUCUACAAGUGGAGGUGGCUUGUAACAUUAGUCUUUUGUUUGAUAUCCUAUCUUUUGACAAUCGGUUUCUGCACACAGGGAGGCCCGUACAUGUUCCAGCUGGUAGACUGGUAUGUAGCUUCUCUGGGACCUUUGGUGUUUUGCACACUGGAGUGUGUUGCCGUCAUGUGGAUAUAUGGGGCAAAACGAUUCAGUAGUGACGUAGAGAUGAUGACUGGAAAACAUCUUUCACCGGCAGUUAAGGUUCUCUUGGCGUUUGUUACUCCGGCAAUCUUGUUGAUAGUUUUCAUCCUUACAACUAUCAGCUACCAGCCACCGACCUACGGCAAGUACGAGUUUCCCAGCUACGCCAAUAUAAUCGGUUGGUGUUUCGCCGUGUUGCCGCUUCUCCCUCUGCCGGUCUUCUUGAUCACUGCUAGAGUGAAACUGGCCUUGCAGCCUGAUAAGAACUGGUGCCCGGCAAAUGCCAACUACAAGGAGGCCCACAUGAUAAAUCAACAGACACAAAGACACACCUUCAAGGAAAACAUCUUUGAUGUGUUUAAGUAA